AUGAGUGGUUGUAGACCCCUCAGUUUGCCUAUGCCACAGCAUUUAAAAUUGACAGCUUAUGAAGAAGGGAAGCAUCGAAAGGAGGAUCUGUUCGCAGAACCAGGGAAGUAUAGGAGACUGAUAGGAAAACUAAUAUAUUUAACUAUGACAAGGCCUGAUAUUUCCUUUCCUGUGCAGGUAUUGAGUCAAUUCAUGCAACUACCAAUGAAGUGUCAUUGGGGAGCUGCUAUGGGAGUGCUGAGAUACCUCAAACAAUCGCCUGGUCUUGGAAUUCAGCUGAGCUCAAAGGGGGAUUUGAAGCUUCACUGCUUUUGUGAUUCAGAUUGGGGGUCAUGUGAGACCACGCGGAGGUCCGUGACUGGCUAUCUUCUCAAAUUAGGAGAUGCACUUAUAAUCUGGAAAACAAAGAAGCAAGUGACAGUUUCAAGAUCCUCUGCUGAAGCUGAGUAUAGGGCAUUGGGUUCAGCUGUCCUGAAGUAA
Messenger RNA from Neltuma alba, 480 nucleotides. RefSeq lists its product as uncharacterized. The coding region runs from base 1 to 480 and encodes 159 amino acids. The record is from RefSeq and is a predicted model, not a curated record. The transcript has a single exon. NCBI's taxonomy places the organism in Eukaryota, Viridiplantae, Streptophyta, Magnoliopsida, Fabales, Fabaceae.